CCGUCCCUUUAAGGAUGUGUUGCUAUCCAAACAGAAAGUAAACAUAGUAGUGAGACACUGAGGCCAUGUCAGGAACCACUGCUGGAGUGAAUCAUCGGCCCGGCUCUGCGCAGGCGCUGCGCUGCAGUGAAAUGUGAUGGAAGCUGGAGAUUGUGUUCAGAGGGAAACCGGAGAGCAGGAGAGAGGAAACACAGACUGUCAGCCCCCGACCACAGCCCGUAACCCGGCUUCUUCAAACCCCUCACCCGCUCCCGCCGCUCCUGCACGACAAAACCUUGCGAGUAUUGCCUUGGGCAGAGCAUGUAGCCGCCCAGCAGGGACAAGUUGGAGAACUUUUGACUAAACUCGGCUGAAUGUCGCACCCCUGACGCUGUGGAUUAAAGAACAUACAGACUUUCCUCGUAUUUAUAUAUAUAUAUACAUAUAUAGAUAUAUAUAUAAAGUUCCUGUCCAUCGCCGAAAUAGUUGGAAAACUUUGGGGAUCAUCUGUGCCGCCGGUUAUUAACUAUAGGUGCAGGAGGGAGAAGCUGUCUGGCAUUUGGGAAUUCUCGCAGGUAUAAAAAGGGACCCACAAAUCCCACACAACGGCAGAAGGAAUGGGAACUUCACGAUCGGGAAGCGUUUACCCAGGAUAACCUCAGAGGAGUCGAGGGAAACUGCCGCGAUCUCAUUGUAACUCUUCAGUGAAUCUGCCUCGCAGUUUUACAGCUGUUUUAGGGAUUGUAUUACAUUACAAUACUUCCCACAGAAAAAAAACUUGACUGAAGUUAAACACUCAGGAGAGCAUGUCUUGCAAUGUAUUCGCCGUCUGGAUUUUUUUUUUGAAACUGAAAGCAUUUAAUCUUGGAUCUGCUGCAGUCUCGCUCCAAUGCUUAGAUCUAAAACCCGCUGACAGUCACACACACCUCUCAUUAACUUCAGAGCAACCAGAGAUUUCUCAAGCUUUGCCGAGAGCAAAGAGAGAGAGAGUGAAAGAGAAAACACAGCUCGUUCCCACUCAAUACUCCAGAAACCACGGAGUAAAGAAUUGCCUUCAGUCUGUACUUCUGAUGGGAGGACAUUGAGGUUCAUCCGUACAACUGAUACCAACCAAAACAUGCCCAUGAGCAGAUCCUAUGUGAAACAUGUUUUGGAGAAAACAAUAGAGGAGUGAACUGUGUAUAUACCUCGGAGGGGGAAUUGUCCACUAGCUACCAGGACCUCCUAGUGUUGUCCAUUCGACAGAAAUGGGAAGCAAGACUUUGCCCGCCCCAAUCCCCGUACACCCACCCCUCCAGCUGACGAACUACUCCUUCCUCCGGGCCGUGAACACUUUCCCAUCCGCCGUGGACCACCUGCAGGGUUUGUACGGACUGAGCACAGUUCAGACCAUGCACAUGAAUCAGUGGACACUGGGUUACCCCCACCUGCACGGGAUCGCCAGGUCUACAUUCACCGAGAUGGCUGCCGCCCAAGGCUUCGUGGACGGCAGGUUCCCGUUUCCUGCCCUGCCCUUCAGCACUCACGUCUUCCACCCGAAGCAAGGGACGGUCGCCCACGUCCUCCCCUCCCUCCAGAAGGACAGGCCCCGCUUUGACUUUGCCAACCUGGCCCUGGCGGCCACCCAGGAGGACCCGCCAAAGCCUGGAGACUUCCCAAAGCUCAGCGCCGGCGUGGGAGGCUCACACGGGGAGAUUGGUAAACUCGCCCUGGACAGAAAGCCUUCCAGGGGAAGGCUGCCCUCCAAGACCAAAAAGGAGUUCAUCUGCAAAUUCUGUGGCAGACAUUUUACUAAAUCCUACAACCUCCUCAUACACGAGAGGACCCACACAGACGAGAGACCCUACACGUGUGACAUCUGUCACAAGGCGUUCAGAAGACAGGAUCACCUGAGGGAUCACAGAUAUAUUCAUUCCAAAGAAAAACCCUUCAAGUGUCAGGAGUGUGGCAAAGGAUUCUGUCAGUCAAGGACCUUAGCCGUGCACAAAACGCUACAUAUGCAGGAAUCUCCUCACAAAUGUCCCACAUGCGGAAGAACCUUUAAUCAAAGAAGUAAUCUGAAAACUCACCUUCUUACCCAUACAGACAUCAAGCCCUACAAUUGCGAACAGUGUGGCAAAGUUUUCCGGCGUAACUGCGACCUGCGGCGGCACAGCCUAACCCACACUCCCCGGGCCGAAUAUUGAGCGAAACCGACAAGCGAAGCCACUCCGCGUUACUUGAAUUUGCUGUGAAUACUUGUGUAAAAUAAAUGAAUAAAUAAAUAAAUAACCAAAAAAAAAUACAGACAAUAGCCACAUUCAUGUAAUUCAAUUGUUUUAUACAUUCUCCUGUCCAAAUCAGAGCUUUCAUGUACAUAAAAUGUUUUUAUACUGCUCGAUUUCGGAUCACCAAAUGGGAGAAAUUGGAAGCAUGUGGGGAUAAUGAUAAUAAAAAUGCUUUUUAUCAUUU
Molecule: messenger RNA, 2430 nt
Organism: Carcharodon carcharias (great white shark)
Lineage: Eukaryota; Metazoa; Chordata; Chondrichthyes; Lamniformes; Lamnidae
Gene: osr2
Product: odd-skipped related transciption factor 2
Exons: 6
Coding region: 1227-2165 (312 amino acids)
Biological process (GO): regulation of transcription by RNA polymerase II; embryo development; urogenital system development
Cellular component (GO): nucleus
Molecular function (GO): RNA polymerase II transcription regulatory region sequence-specific DNA binding; DNA-binding transcription factor activity, RNA polymerase II-specific
Source: RefSeq, a predicted model, not a curated record